AUGAUAUCUUCUGGCUCCGCGAUUCGGCUGUUCAUUACGUCGGAUUCCCAGCCAUGGUCCUACGGCCUGAAGGGCAAUUCCGCCAAAGCUCCCCGAUUCGAAACUGUACCCGAUUUUGAUAAGACCCAGCACUCGCUGUUCCCUAUCCACGUGUACAUCGACAAAGCUGGUUUUGUGUGGGUCAAUCUGCAGGCCGGUGAGACGGAUGUGAAAUGGGAAGACGAGUACGAGAAGGUUGAUGAGGACCCUCGAAUGCAGGAUUUUGAUUUUACUGCCGAGUUCAAGUUCGACCAUUAUUGGGAGAUGGAAUUGGAUGCGAAUUGGAAGGGUGUCAUUGAGAAUUAUAAUGAGUGCUACCAUUGCGCUACUUCUCACCCGCUUAUCAACGGCGUUUCAGAUUUGUCAAGGUAUCGGGUUGAGCCCAAGGCCCGGUAUAUGGAGCAUCAUAUCUUCAAUAAGGUGGAUGCUGAUAGCCAGUUUCGUCGGACGAUUACUUACUUCUAUCCUACCGCUUCUGUUAUGGUGACUGAUAAAUUCUUCUAUAUCCAACGCAUGAUUCCUGUAUCGACUACUUCGAGCAAGAUUGAGAACGAGGUAUACCGCCACCGAGAUGCCACCGAUGAAGAAUUCGAGAAUAUCAACGCAUUUUACAGGCAGGUUCUCGACGAGGACAAGUAG
This is a messenger RNA of Penicillium concentricum, 678 nucleotides long. Its product is annotated as aromatic ring-hydroxylating oxygenase subunit alpha. The transcript has 3 exons. Lineage: Eukaryota; Fungi; Ascomycota; Eurotiomycetes; Eurotiales; Aspergillaceae. The coding region runs from base 1 to 678 and encodes 225 amino acids. Gene Ontology annotation, molecular function: 2 iron, 2 sulfur cluster binding; iron ion binding. The record is from RefSeq and is a predicted model, not a curated record.